CAGAUCCCUCAGGGUGUGUCUCUGCUUGGGGUGAUCUUGUCCUUGGACAAAACAAAGGUCACCAAUAUAUCUGGUAAUCGAUACGCUCACCCUCUCCUGAUAGGUGUGGCAAACAUCACCUCUUCCUCACACGCUAAGGCUUCGCUCCAUGCAUAUUUACUUGUCACGCUUAUCCCAGUACCAAAAUUUGUCCAUUCUAAUGCAAGGGUGCACGGCGUACUUGCGGAUCGGCUGUUCCACCAGUGCAUCAGCAUUGUAACCGAACCACUGAAGGCAGCUGCCAAAAUGGGCAUCAUGAUGAAUGACCCUGUUGGUAAUAGCAGGUAUUGCUUCAUGCCCUUGGUUUUCUAUGUCGCAGAUACUCCCAAGGAGCUCCUGGUUGCCUGCAUUUGCAGCAAUGUGUCCUCUGUCACCACCGCCACCCGAGAUCAGUUC
Suillus bovinus is the source of this 435-nucleotide messenger RNA. RefSeq lists its product as uncharacterized. The transcript has a single exon. The annotation marks the transcript as partial. Lineage: Eukaryota; Fungi; Basidiomycota; Agaricomycetes; Boletales; Suillaceae. The record is from RefSeq and is a predicted model, not a curated record.